This is a messenger RNA of Brassica napus (rape), 2260 nucleotides long. Its product is annotated as calmodulin binding protein PICBP. The record is from RefSeq and is a predicted model, not a curated record. The transcript is spliced from 2 exons. Gene Ontology annotation, molecular function: calmodulin binding. NCBI's taxonomy places the organism in Eukaryota, Viridiplantae, Streptophyta, Magnoliopsida, Brassicales, Brassicaceae. The coding region runs from base 464 to 1972 and encodes 502 amino acids.
AUAACGAAAAAUAUAUAUAUUAUUAUAAAUUCUUCAAAUAUAUAAGUACAAAUAAAAUUUUUAUAUUUCAAAUAUACAAUUGGGCCGACAGAGAAAAAUACAAAUCAAAUUUUUUUAUACAUUUAAAUACAAAAUCAAACUUUUAAAAACUAAAGUUUGAGAUCCCUCCUAGUUCAUUUGUGGGCUCAGAGGAGCUAAAAAAAAACUUGAUCGAGAAAGAGACAAAAGAACAUAAUGCGCAUUAUCUCUCUCGUGUUACACGAGGGGGCCCUAAAAUAAAGAGAAACGGGACCCACCAAAAUCAAUCUUUUUUUCGGUGCUUGUCACAAUCACAAUCACAAAGUUAUUCAAGUCUUGUUUCAAGUUCUAUUGACGUAGAGUCCACUUAGCCUAUCGUUGAUCAAAGAGAAUCAUCUCUAAACAAGCAAUAGCUUUGUCUUCAGGCAAAGCAAGAUUUGUUAAGAUGGUUCAAAGAAAGACUACUUGUCAAGCAAUCAAGUCUUACAAUCUCCAGCCUGAAACUCGGUUUGGACCAGAGAUGAUGAUGAUGAUGAAACGAACAAAACCUAAGAGGAAGCUUAAAGACAGUUCUGUUUCUCAAUCAGGUAAGACACAGUCAACACCAAGUAAGCAUGAUCUUGUUGUUAAAGGAACAGGCCGGUCACCUAAUUACAUGAAAGGCACAUCUAGCUCCGAGGCAAGGAUAGAGAACAAGAGAAUAUUCAAUCAGAAGAACCAAACCGGUAAGAAAGAGAGAAGUAAUAACAAGCCGGGUUCGAGGAUCGUUAGGGGGUUGACGAAGACUCCGAGUUUCAAUAGAUGCUCACAAAGAGCUACUUGUUCCUCGACUCUUAAAGAUUCCAAGUUUCCAGAGUAUCUGAUGGUUAAUCACGAUGGAACUGAUGAUGGUGAAGUUAGUGGAACAUCUGUUUUGAGAGUCUGUCCUUACACGUAUUGUUCGCUCAACGGUCAUCUUCAUAAGCAGUAUCCUCCUUUGAAAAGCUUCGUAUCCUCGAGGAGACAGAGUUUGACGUCUCAGAAGAGUGUGAAAAAGGAAGAUGUUGUGGAGAUGUAUGUAGAGGAGAAGAAAGAGUGUGAGAGUGUAGAUAGAGGAACCUUUGAGACCCAAAUCUCAGAAACUGUUUCUGAAGGAGCACCUCGUUCUGAAACUGAUUCUGAUGAGUACUCUGACACUGCAGAGAUAGUGAAGUUUUCAGAAGGUGAUGAUGACAUCGAGUCACAAGAAUCUGAUUUGGAGGAGACUCUUGUACAAAAGACUUGUGAGGUUGAUGAUGACUCUGAUAGUGCAGAGAUGGUGAGGUUUUUAGAAGGUGAUCAUGACAUAGAGUUAAAGGAGAAUGUCUUGGAAGAGACUAUGGCAGAUGACUCAGUGAAAGAGAUCGAAAAGAAAGAAAACAUAGAAGAAGAUGUUGAUCAAUCUUGUUCCUUUAACUCUGAAGCUAUUGGUAUGAUGAUGAACUCUGAAGCAGAUGACGCUGAUGAAGAAACACUUAAGGAUAGCAAAGAGGAGUCUCAGGACCAAACUGAAGCUGUCCCAACGUUAGAAGAAACUGCAAAGAUUCCAUAUAAUCGUAAACAAAGGCCAUGCACCCAAGAAGAAGAGUCAGAUUCCACCGUUUCAUGGACUAUCAUCAAAUGCAAGAAACCUGUGGCAAAGACUGAGGAUUUAAGGGAAUUCAACCCAAGGGAACCCAGUUACCUUCCUGUUUCUGUUGAUGCGGAUGCAGAGAAGGUUGACCUCAAGCAUCAGGACAUGGAUGAGAGGAAAAACUCAGAGGAUUGGAUGUUUGAUUAUGCUCUCCAGCGUGCCGUUACCAAAAUUUCCUUAGCAAGGAAGAGGAAAGUCGCAUUGCUCGUGGAGGCAUUUGAAACCGUGAAACCUAUUAAGCAACAUGGUAGAGAACCUGAUCCUGUAUUGAGUUAUGGAAGACACCUUCAGACAUGCAGUUAACAGAGGUCAGAGGAUGAUUGAAGGAGAGGAGAAAUGGCUUUUGAUUAAUAACUUGUAUGUUAAGAACCAAUGAGUAAGGGGACAAACUUUGAUGGUUUAUUACCUUAAGCUCUUUGUGUGAUAGUUAUAUGAUUGAUAUAGUCCUCCUUAAAUCUGUGAGGAGAGGGCUCAGUGUGUGAUUGCUUUGAGACCAAUUUAUGGGACAAUUAUGAGUUAUGCACUUCUAUGUAAGUAUGUAACUAUUUGAAAUUGUGAUUGAAAUGAAUGCUGUUGUUUAUUUUUCAUUCA